This is a messenger RNA of Zingiber officinale, 4185 nucleotides long. Its product is annotated as putative disease resistance protein RGA3. The coding region runs from base 99 to 3713 and encodes 1204 amino acids. The transcript is spliced from 2 exons. NCBI's taxonomy places the organism in Eukaryota, Viridiplantae, Streptophyta, Magnoliopsida, Zingiberales, Zingiberaceae. Gene Ontology annotation, biological process: defense response to other organism. The record is from RefSeq and is a predicted model, not a curated record. Gene Ontology annotation, molecular function: ADP binding.
UAAUGGUGGAGACUGGAGACCAUCAGGCCAUAAAGUCGAUUCUCACGGGUAAAUUUCGGAUUUAUCCUGGUCAAAAAGAAGUUCUUUCGCUCUGAGAGAUGACGCCGUUCAUGCUUAAAGCCUUGGUCUGGUUCGCUGACAAUUUCCUCGGGAGCUUGGUUGGGAAGGUCGCUGAUUACGCAGUUCAACAGUUCGGAGUGCAGCAUGGACUUCAAGAUGACAUCGACAAGCUACAGAGUUCUUCUGAAAAAUCCAGACUAAUCAUCCACCAAGUUGAGAAGUUGCGGAUCCAAGAUGAGGGUGUCAAAGCGCGAUUGAAGGAAUUGUUGAUGCAACUCAAAGAUGCAGCUUAUGAUGCUGACGAUUUGCUCGAUGAGUUUCAAUAUCAAGUUCUGAUGAAGCAGGUGGAGCAAGAAGAAAAUGAGUCAACUAGCUUCUCGUUGCCAUCUUCUUCGACUGCUCUGCCUGCAACGAAAAAGCCAAGAAUCUCAGUCCCUACUAUUGCAGAUCUGAUUUCUAGUAGCAGAGACAAAGAUAGAGUGCAAAAAAUCAAAGAAAGGAUAGAAAACAUCACUGGUGAUAUAAAUCAACUCAUUCCUUUGUUUCCUUUGUCUGAUUUAGAAAACCAACAACAACUGAUUUCAUCGACCAGCCGGACUACAAGCUCCGUUCUGGUUGAAACCGAAGUAUUUGGAAGAGACAAAUAUCUAAACGAACUCAAGGAUUUGUUGUUGAACGCCUCAGAUGGAGCAGGAUCUAGCAACAUCAGCAUCCCUGUGUUAGCUAUUGCUGGUAUCGGAGGGAUCGGCAAGACUACUCUUGCUCAACAAGUAUACAAUGAUGAAGCCAUUCAAGAACAUUUUCAGCUAAAGAUUUGGGUCUGUGUAUCUGGAAAUUUCUCUGUCGAGAGACUCACCAAAGAGAUUAUAGAGUCUGCAACCCGAAAAAAAUGUGAGCUUACAAAUUUAGAUGCGUUGCAUGUGAUUCUUAACGAAAACAUAACAUCAAAGAAGUUUUUGCUUGUGCUUGAUGAUGUGUGGAACGAGGAUAGUAGCAAAUGGGAGAAAUUCUAUGCACCGUUGAAAAAUGGAGCGAAGGGCAGUAAGAUCCUAGUAACAACUCGUUCUACUACAAUUGCAGGCAUGGUUGGUGCUGUGGAUCCAAUCCAUCUCUAUGGUUUGGAGGCUGAGAGCUUCUGGGCAUUCUUCAAGAAAUGUGUAUUUGGCUCGCAAAACAAUGGUGACCAUCCACCUGAUCUCGAAACCAUAGCCAAGACAAUUGCCGAAAGGUUGAAUGGUUUACCACUUGCAGCAAAGACGGUUGGAGGAUUAUUGAAGGUUAACAUGGAAAAGAGUCAUUGGGAAACUAUUAUGAAAAGUGAAAUCUGGCAACUUCCGCAAAAUGAGAGUGACGUUCUGCCGGUCCUCCAGUUGAGCUAUCAAUGCCUUCCUGCGCAUCUCAAACGCUGCUUCGCCUUUUGCUCACUUUUUCACAAAGAUUAUGUAUUUGACAAAGAAGAGUUGGUAAGGAUUUGGAUAGCAGAAGGCUUUGUUAUUCCUCAAGGAAAAGAGAGGAUGGAGGAUGUAGGGAGCAGCUACUUUGAAGAUCUAGUUAGUAGAUCUUUCUUUCAGAAAUCAACAACACGUAGCUAUGUGAUGCAUGAUCUGAUACAUGAUCUUGCACAGUUGGUGUCAGAUGGUGAAUGUUAUCUGCUAGAGAAUGGCAAUACACAAGAGGUCUCUAGUCUGGUGCGUCAUCUGUCAGUGUGGCCUCCUGCGAGUAAGCCUGCUUAUCAACUGGAAAGAAAAUUACUAGUGCUCAGUGGUAAUAACAAAUGGCGGAGCCUAAUUUGGAAAGGCAAUUACUAUUAUAACAAUUGGCGGAGCCUAAUUUGGAAUGACAAUUACUAUAAUAACAACAAUCCGACUCUGAAGGACUUAUGGAGAAGUUUAAAAUACAUUCGUGUGUUGAUUUUGCAGAGAAGUGGAAUUGUUGAAUUGCCUGAGGAUGUUGGCGAACUUAGACACCUUCGCUAUCUUGACUUAUCCUUUAACUAUGAAAUGAUAAGAUUACCUGACUCAUUAUGUCGUCUUCACAAUCUGCAGGUACUGCAACUGUAUGAAUGUCCAAUACAGAGUUUUCCACAAGGGAUGAGCAAGCUUAUCAACUUGAGAUACAUUGAUUUUCGAGAUAUGACAUUAAUAUCAAAAAUAUACAGGAUAGGGAGGCUAACUUCCCUUCAACAACUAAACACAUUCAAGGUGCAGAAUCAUCCAGGACACAAACUCGAGGAACUAAGUGGUUUGACACAGCUCCAUGGAAGUCUACGAAUCUCUAAUCUUGAAAAUGUUGGGAGUAAAGAAGAAGCAAAUGCGGGUAAACUGCACAACAAAGUGUUUAUUGAUAGCUUGACGUUAGAAUGGAUGCCCAACCAGGAUGACAGCUCGGAGGGCAAUCAAUUACUCAUCUUGGAAGAGCUGCUUAAAGAUCUGAAAUGGCAUCCCACUCUGAAAGAAUUGGAAAUUUCUGGGUACUCUUGGGCAGCAUGGGACGAGAAUUACAGUUGGGCCAAGGACAUAAAGUUGUUUCCAUCCGUCUUGCAGGAACUUCACGUCUUCUAUUGUCCCAAACUUAAGAGGUUGCCUCCCCUCCCUCCUUCGCUUGUAGAUUUACAGCUAUUACAAUCCGGGUUGACGAAACUUCCAAAUAUUUGGGAAGAAAUCGAUGGAAGUGGCCAUUGUAAGGUUGCUACUCUUAAACAUUUGUAUAUACGUUGCCCAUAUCUUACGAGUUUGGAAGAUGGGUUGCUGUCUCAGAAUCUUCCGUGCCUUGAGUAUCUCAUAUUAGAGGAUUGUAAAGAACUGAUGUGGCUUCCCAUGGAGAAACUUAAGGUAUUUGCCUCCCUAAAGGAAAUGCGAAUAUGGAAUUGCCCCAAGCUCCUAACGAUGACGCAUGACCUUAAUGACUUCCUCAUCCUCCCGCAAUCACUCAAGAAAUUAACCUUGUCUAACUGUGGGGAUCUUGACAAAUUGUUGCCUCGUUGCCUGCACAACCUCACCUCGCUCGCUCAUUUGGAAAUAGGCGAAUGUCCUCACUUACGUUCUCUUCCAAAGGAACCUCUGCUUCACUUGAAGCAACUGGAAUAUGUGAAAAUCCAUGGUUGUGAUGAGCUGAGAUCAAUGGAAGGAUUAGGAGUUCUGAAAUCCCUCAAGAAUUUGAUUAUUUUGGAAUGCCCCAAUCUUUUAAUAAAUGGAAGAGACGAGCAUGGGAAGGAGGAGGAGGAGGAGGAGCAGGGUUUGUUAUCGCUACGUGAAAUAUGCGUUGAUAACACUGCGUUGCUUAAAAUUCCCCCCCUGAGAAAUGCACUGCCAUCUAUCCAUAGACUCCAAAUCGAAAGCUCAGUUGAGGAGGUGAUGUUUGAGGGGGAGGAGCAGGAAUUGUUGCGGAGGCUCACUGUUCUUAGAAUCCUAAUGUUUUCUUAUUGCAAGGAACUACAGUAUCUACCAAAGGAGUUGUGUACUCUUCCCUCCCUCGAGCUUUUAUCCAUUUCAUCUUGUCCAGAGAUUGAGUCACUGCCGGAGACAGGUCUGCCCACCUCCCUCACUGAUUUAAGAUGUCAGUGUGUAAAUCCGAUGCUAAAGCAACAAAUUCAGGAGAAGAUCAAGGAAUUGACUAGCUCCGGUCGAUAUCGUUCUGUAAAUGAAAGGCUUUGAUGCAUACGGUUUGCACAUCCCACCAUACCACUACUCACCGCCACGGCUACUUUUCUUUACAUCUUGUUUUUUUCAAUAAUAUAUUACUUUUUGAAAUCUUUUAGAGAAUUUUGGGUGCCUGUUGUUGCCAUGUGGCCACCAGAUUUCUUCGCUGCUGGAGAAGUCAACUGCUUUGGAAUUUUAGGUCGUGCUGCUAAGCUGAAAAUGUUGAACAUUGUCAUUUCUGAAGCCUUUGGAUUCAAGGUUCUCAGCCAAGUUUUAUUGCUCCGAGGUGCAAACCUGUCCUAGCUAUUAUAAAGAGUUAGUUCCGUCUCAACUCUGAGGGCUGGACUGGUUGCAUCAAGGGAGCUGAGGUUUUUUUUUUGGGCACGAUCUCACUGUGCCAAAUUUUAGUUUCCUUGACACACCAUGGUUGAAGUGUAAUAAUUUCUUCCUUUGAAUCGAUAGUAUCAUAGUAUAAAUGUUUUGCUUA